CCGCAGCAGCGGAGGAGUCUGAUGACGCUGAUGAGCUCAUUAAGGUUAAUUGGCGGCAGCUGUGCGCGCGCCCGACGCCCCGACAGCAGCGGACACAGCAGCGAUGUUGGAGUUAAAGAUGGACGACUGUCUGACUCGCGGUGACUCGUCUCAGCUGGUUUCUCUGCUCCACUAUGAGGGACUGACCAGCACCACACUCACCACACUGGACCAGCUGGUUACCAAGGAGCUGAGCGGAUCCGGUUUCAGCAGAGUUCUGGUCGUGUUGCGGUCUUUAGAGAUCCUGUCGGAGAACAGAGACGACCUGCAGACGCUGAUCAAUCACGGACUGAUCACCAAAGUGCUGUCGUGGUUCGAAGCCGUCCGUGACCUCCUGACCUCUGACCUGCAGAAGAGCUCCGCCCCCCCGCUGAGCCUGACUGAAGGCUUCUACGACUACUUCCUGCUGCUGGGUCAGAGCUCUCUUCCAGUCAGUCAGCUGUCUGUGGUUCUUCUUCAGUUGGCUCUGUCUGCUCUGGAACCAAAAGUCGUCUUCGCACUGAGAUUGGAGGCUAUCAGAACCUUCAACAGCAUCCUUGAGUCUCUGAGCCGAGAGCUGCGGAAACUGAUCCAGAACAACCAGAACCUCACACUCACACUAUCUCAGGUGGCAGAAGCAGUUCUGACAGUUGGAGACUACGAGCUGCAGGUGAGCCUAUCAGAGGCUCUGUGUCGUCUGACUCCCAGGAAGGACCGACAGCAGAGAGCCAAUCAGUGGUUUUCCAGCCCUGACAUCAGCAACGCCUUCUGUGACAUCAGAGACGGAGACUUUGAGGUGGACUGUCGGCGUUUCCUGAACUUUGUUAACAGUUGCCAUGGAGAUGACAGAAGGGUUUACACCUUCCCCUGUCGCAGAGCCUUUCUAGACUCCACUGAGCUGUUUCGUCCAAAAGAUGACAAACUGGACGAGUUCUGGAUCGACUUUAACCUCGACUCAAGAUGUGUGAGCUUCUUCAUCGACGAACCUCAGGGCUUCCUGUGGGGGUCAGUUCACCUGCUCAGAGAGGAAGUGGAUCAUUACAGAGUUCAGCUCAAAGAUGACGAAAGCAGUGGGGCUGAUACUGUCCUAAGCGUCCGGCUGAACAAUCCCAUCAUGCACCUAAACAGCAGAGGCCAGACAGUGAAACUGACCUUUGACCCUGAACACCACAGACAGCUGGAGGAGGCUGCAGGGAGAGUCUUCAUGGUGUCUAGCUCCCCCCGUGUUACAGACUCAGGUGGUACAGUCCAGGUCUCCCCCUCUGCGGCCAGAAGCAGUGGUGCGUCCUACAGCAGGAAGAAACCACAGAGCAAGAGUCAGCUGAAGAUUCUGCCUCUGUCAUCUCCGAGCAGUGAAGAAGACUCCUCUGUAACCACGACUCCGGUGGGAAGACGAGCAGAGUUUCUGUUUGAUCAGAUCAGACACUCGACACCAACGUACAACUCAGGUGUUCCUGUGGGGGCGGAGCUAGAGAUCUCACAGGUGCAGGCAGUGGAGUUUGAUGGAAGCGGCUCUCUUUUACAACAGGAAGUCUUCAGCUCCAACAGGAAGAGAGCAGCUACAGACUCAGGGUACCUGUCAGGCCAAACUGAGGGCCCGUCAGCCCAGAGGAGGAAGGCAGAGCCUCAGUCAGAAAAGGAGGAGUCAGCCUCAGCACUGCCAGAGUGGCCACGUGAGGGGGCGGAGCCAUCUGUAGAAGACGAGGGUCUGAUUGAUGGAGGGGCGGAGCCAUCUGUCAAGAGGGAGGAGCCUGUGAAUGAGCCAGAGUCAGACCUGACAUCAGGAAUUACAACUGCCUUCAAAGCCUUCAAAGCACAGCUAGAACAACACUUCACUAGCUGCUGGCAAAAACUUGAAGCUGAGGUUCUUCUGUCCCUGAAAGAGUGUCAACAACACAUCUCCUCACUGCUCACAGCUGUCCAUCAGCACAGGUUAGUCCUGCUGCAGAGCUUUGAGAACAGCAUCACUGAUCAGCUGAGCCAACUGGAAGAAAACUCCGCCAGUCUGAACUCCAUAAACGCUCAGAUCCUGAGUUUCUUCCAGUCUGAGAUGCAGCGACUGGGCUCCUUCUGUGAGGAGCAGCAUCAGAGGUUGAAGUCUUUGGAGAAGGCGGAGUCAGGGGAGGAUCGUCUGUCCAGCCAAUGAAGGAAAUGAAAAGUUUCUGAACUCAUUAAAGAAGUAAUAAAAAGUGUUUAACAAAGUAAAUA
Thunnus maccoyii (southern bluefin tuna) is the source of this 2226-nucleotide messenger RNA. Its product is annotated as synaptonemal complex protein 2-like. The record is from RefSeq and is a predicted model, not a curated record. NCBI's taxonomy places the organism in Eukaryota, Metazoa, Chordata, Actinopteri, Scombriformes, Scombridae. The transcript is spliced from 25 exons. Bases 104 to 2164 code for a protein of 686 amino acids.